AUGUCGGACAGUUCCGGAACUUCGGGCGGCGGAUUGGUGUUCUGCGGGGUGGUGUACGGCGUGAUUGUGGUGGGCGGGGUAAUGGUCGGCAGGGUGUUAGGUUGCGUGGUCCCGUUCGGCGGGGUGUUGUUCGGGGGGGCGUUGGGCAGGGGGGUGUUGUCGGUCGGGGUGUUGUUCGUCGGGGUGUUGUUCGGCGGGGUGUUGUUCCGCGGGUUGUUGUUCGACUGGUCCCUGGCCAUUCGUGGUCGUGUUGGCAGGAGAUCCCUGGGCAGGUCGCCAAACCUGCAUGCAUGGAAUAACGGCGGCGCUCUGGACGACGUGGCAGGGUGCACGCAUGCCUUUGCCCCUCCUGACUUUCCGGUGUCCGUGCCUUCUGGUUCGGGAUUGCACGUCGGCGUGACGCAGCAGUGCUCGUCGCGUCGGCUGAGAUGGCAUCCCGCGGACUGGUUCCCGCCAGCAGGCCGACCAACCCUCGGUCGGCCCGUGGAGAUUUGCCCGUCGACGAUGUUGGACGCGUGGAAUACCCGCCAUCCCCUCUCCGUUCCUCCCGCCGACUACGCCGAGGCCUCUCCCUCCCUCCCGCUGUCGCCUCUCUGUUCCUCCCGCCGUCGACUCUCCCUCCCUCCCGCCGUCGCCUCUCCCUCCUCCCCGCCGUCGCCCAUUCCUCCUCCCCGCUGUCGCCUCUCCCUCCUUCCCGCCGUCGCCCAUCCCUCCUCCCCGCCGUCGCCUCUCCCUCCUCCCCGCCGUCGCCUCUCCCUCCUCCCCGCCGUCGCCCAUCCCUCCUCUUCGCCGUCGCCUCUCCCUCCUCCCCGCCAUCGCCUCUCCCUCCUCCCCGCCGUCGCCCAUCCCUCCUCCCCGCCGUCGCCCAUCCCUCCUCCCCGCCGUCGCCUCUCCCUCCUCCCCGCCGUCGCCUCUCCCUCCUCCCCGCCGUCGCCUCUCCCUCCUCCCCGCCGUCGCCUCUCCCUCCUCCCUGCCAUCACCUCUCCCUCCGCCUCGCGGUCGUCUUUCCCUCCCAUCUGCCGUCGCCGCUCCCCCCCAUCCGCCGUCGCCGCUCCCUCCUCCCGCCGUCGCCGCUCCCUCCCAUCCCGCCGUCGCCUCUCCUUCGCAUCCCGCCGUCGCCUCUCUCUCCCAUCCCGCCGUCGCCUCCCUCCCAUCCCGCCGUCGCCUCCCUCCCAUCCCGCCGUCGCCUCCCUCCCAUCCCGCCGUCGCCUCCCUCCCAUCCCGCCGUCGCCUCCCUCCCAUCCCGCCGUCGCCUCCCUCCCAUCCCGCCGUCGCCUCCCUCCCAUCCCGCCGCCGACUCUGUCGACAGGUCACGAGCAAGCUGGUGCACGAGUGGGAGCCGGUGCGCGAGCGCAGGUUUGA
Closterium sp. Naga37s-1 is the source of this 1362-nucleotide messenger RNA. NCBI's taxonomy places the organism in Eukaryota, Viridiplantae, Streptophyta, Zygnematophyceae, Desmidiales, Closteriaceae. The record is from the annotation of a GenBank genome assembly.